Colletotrichum chrysophilum is the source of this 900-nucleotide messenger RNA. RefSeq lists its product as uncharacterized. The transcript has 2 exons. The coding region runs from base 1 to 900 and encodes 299 amino acids. NCBI's taxonomy places the organism in Eukaryota, Fungi, Ascomycota, Sordariomycetes, Glomerellales, Glomerellaceae. The record is from RefSeq and is a predicted model, not a curated record.
AUGCAGGGUAUUCGUAGGGCAAACCGCCAAUUGGUCGGCCAAGUUGACACGUUAAAGACUCUCUUUGAGCUGUUGAAAUCGGCCGAUAACGCCAUGAAGGCCGAGAUCAUGGCUCACCUGGAUGCGGACGAAUCACCGGAAACGAUUCUCCGACGACUCAAGGACGGCAAACAAAAGCCUCGAAAACGAAGCAACCAGAGCUCUAGUGAUGGAUCAAGCACCGUAUUCGACCGCAAGUCUUCACAGAGUUCCUCGACCAGUGUCAAGGUUGAGAAAGAUGAUAGCGUCCUGCUUCCGACAGGCGCGGUUCCGUGGCAUAUUGACAAGAUGCACUACCUCCUUAACCAAGUCGAUCCAAUAGACCUCAGCAAAGACUCACCUCCAACAGUAACAGAUACACACUUUCCACCCGAGGAAGAGGACCAAAAAUGUUCUGAGUUCCUCAAAGCCAUAAUUAAGGCAGACGAAGCGAGUCAAUCCAGUCACAUCCUUCCACCUGGCGCGGUCGAAGGCUUCGGAAACCUGCCCCUUUCGAGCGCUGUAAAAGCGAACCAUUAUCCUCCAACAGUGCAAGCGCGACAACUGCUGAACAUGCGCACCGAGGAGUAUCGCCUGCCGUCGUUCAUGGCAUCCGACGGCAGUCCACUGUCGAACAUAUUUUACAGUUAUAGGGAUGCUGCGAUGGAAAUGCUCUCGAACGGUGUGCCUUCGUAUAAGGUCCUGGGUCCCCAGGAUCAGAUUGACCUCGAACUCUUCUUCCGAGACCGACAGCCCGAGGACGCAUACGACGUUCACUCCUGGGCCUGUGAGUUAGUGAAGAACAUUGAAGGGUACGACGUUUUCGUUCAGCUGGCGUGCUGUGCGCUUUACGCCACAUACAUGAGGCCCUGCUAUCCGUGA